This is a messenger RNA of Zea mays, 1650 nucleotides long. RefSeq names its product Collagen, type IV, alpha 5. The transcript has a single exon. The record is from RefSeq and is marked validated. Lineage: Eukaryota; Viridiplantae; Streptophyta; Magnoliopsida; Poales; Poaceae. The coding region runs from base 389 to 1306 and encodes 305 amino acids.
CAGCUCCAUUGCCAUCUCGUCCAACUACAUCUCAAGGAGCGCCGAGCAGCAGGUCAUCGCCACCGUCGCGCCGGCCAUUGUUCCUGACAUCGACGGCCAGGGCGCGCAGCCGUUCCUCACCUCGCCCUCCGGAUCGUACGCCGCGUACCUCCGCCGCGCCGUGGACGGCGCCGGCGGCCUCGGCGGGGACGCGUGCUAUGUCCAAGUCCAGCAAGAUGGCGCCAGCGGCAGCGUAUGGGAGUCGGACUGCACCCCGGUGGGUGGAGCUGACGCGUGCGACCUGUCGUUCUCGCCGGUGGGCCUCGAGCUCUUCGCCGGAGGGCACUCGUUGUGGGACACCGGGGUCGACGCCGAUCCGGGAACGCUGAGCCUUGACGACGGCGGCGACAUGAAGAUUGUUAGCAAGGAAGGUGUGACGGUGUGGACGGCAAGCGGCGAGCCAUGGACUGGGCAACAGUGCGGGGCGCCCUUGCCGGUGUCAACGACCGCGCCUUCAAUGGAGGCGCUCCCACCGCCGUCGACUGCCACUGCCACUGCCAGCACAAAACUCGUGACGCCACCAGCAGCGACUCUUGCUGGUGCGGGGAGCGCGGACUCUCCUUACGGAGACCAACCAGCGCCGCCACCUGUCGACACGUUGCCGGACUUUCCGGGCCAGCCGCCAGUUGACACGGCACCGGAACAGCCACUGCCACCGCCGCCAGCAGACGCGUCUCCCGCCUUGCCGGACCUGUCGCUGCCACCGCCGCCAGCUUACACGCCUCCCGACUCGCCGGACCAGCCGCUGCUGGCACCCCCACCAGCUGACAUGUUGCCGGACGAGCCGCUGUACUCGUCGCCGCCUCCAGCUCCAGCCACCUUUGGCCCUCAAACGCCAUUAUUGCCACCAUUCGGCGUGCCACUCGCCGCCCCGCCGACCGGCGACACAGUCCCGGACACGGCCACGCCAUCUGGCGAGCCAGGAUCGCCUGGCCGCGUGCCUUUCUCGGGACCAUCUCCUGUCGGCAUGCCGCACCAGCACGGGCAUCCACACCAGCAGCCCCUUGUAGGCUCGCCGCCGCUGCCGGACGCGCUGGCGCCGGGCGUCCACGGUGCGGGAGCCGGGCAGCCCGGUGCCCCCUUCGGCCAUGGGCAGCAGCAGGCGGGGCAGGGCGUGUUCGGCCAGCAGCCGCAGCUGCUCAACGGCGAGGGGCAGCCGUUGGAGGACAGCGCCGCCGGUGGGUGGUCAAGAACAAGAAGCGAGAGCGGCAGGGUGGCCGCGUGCGUGGCCUUGUUCGGUCUCAUGACGUUGGGCUUUGCCUUUUAGUUUGUUUCCCUUUUGUGUUGUGUUUUGGUUUUUGGGAUUGCAUGGUCAUUUCUGUAGUACUCCUUCCGUUUCUUUUUAUUUGUCGCUGGAUAAUGUAAAAUUGCACUAUCCAGCGACAAAUAAAAAGAAACGGAGGGAGUACUGUUUAUUCUCCAUUGGUCUGAUAUGACUUAUGAGGGGUCUGUCUUUUGUGGAUUGUAGUAAAAAAAUUGUGUGUAAAACCUGUCAUAUGGUGCGCUGUCUGAUUCAUUCUGUAGGAUAGCAUGAUCUACCGUAUGUACAUCUGUCAAUCUGUGUAUUAUCGUGUGUAAAUGUCAAAUUUAAGCGCGAUUUGCGGUUGUACU